This is a messenger RNA of Eurytemora carolleeae, 950 nucleotides long. RefSeq lists its product as uncharacterized. The record is from RefSeq and is a predicted model, not a curated record. The transcript is spliced from 7 exons. Lineage: Eukaryota; Metazoa; Arthropoda; Copepoda; Calanoida; Temoridae. Gene Ontology annotation, molecular function: UDP-xylosyltransferase activity. The coding region runs from base 21 to 950 and encodes 309 amino acids.
UUGAAUUGACUCUAGAUGACAUGAGAACAUAUUUUGGAAUUGUUUACGAAGAUUACGAAAUUGAGAAUGCAGAUGGAACAAAAACUGUUGUACAUUUUCAUACAAAAUACAGACAGGACCUAUUCUAUAUUGGACCGAUGUAUCAUCUAGAGUUCCCUGGCUCCAUCAAUAUUUUACUAGUUCUAGAUGUAGAUCUAGAAUUCAAAAUAGAUCUGCUAGAACUGUGGAAAGAGCAUAAACAAAUGAAUGCUAGUCAGCUGCUCGGGAUAGGGCCGGAGCUUACUAGAUAUUAUAAGAAACGAGCAGGAAGCUUCAUUGAAAAAAAUCCGGGAACUAUGGUCGGUGAACCUGGAGCAUGGCAGGGUUUUAACAGCGGAGUAGUUGUUUAUCAUCUAAAGAAUAUUCGAGAAAAUCAGCUGUUUAAUCAGCUGAUCACACCGGACUUUUACAAGAUGGCGGCAGACAAAUACUUUCUUGGCGGAGUUGGGGACCAGUACCCAGCUUAUGUUGCAGAAGUUGAACUGGAUGAAGAUGGAGUUGAUCCAGCAGACCUAGCUCCUCUUGUCAGUGGGAAUGCUCCCAUUGUUACUGCCCCAGCCUCAGAGGAUGAAGACGUGGCUGGGGACGUUGAAGAGGACAAGGAUAAGGAUGAGGAUACUGAUGUCCUGGUGCAAACCAUGCAGGAGGUGAUGGAUAGGUUAUCAGAGCUGAACCAGGAGCUCGAGAAUAUGGUGUCCUCUGCUCUAGAGGACACUGGCACCCAAGAGCCCCUUGUAGAUCCCAAUGUCAAUGUAUGGGAUGCAAGGAAGGCCUGGGAACAGGAGUUCAGCCUUUAUCCUGUAGCAAGCAGGGAAGAGGUUUACUCCAGGAUAUAUAUCCAGGUUGGGAAACUGCUCCACCAUAUGCAGGAGCGGGUUGACCAGCAAACCUGGAAUAGAGAUGAUAAAUGA